AUGACCCACCCAUUCGGAAAUAAUCUCUUUAAUACCACGACAACAAUACCAACGCGUAGAGCUUCAGAUGUACAACAGGUGCCACGCCCUUUUUCAACGCCUCAAGCGCCAACGUCACCAAUAUCAGGAAAAAAUAAUUCUAAAGCUAUAUUUUUUUUAUUUAAAAAGAAGGACACAUUACAUAAUAAUAGUGAUAAUAAUGGACAAAGUUUCAUUUCUGGACCAUCGACUCCAGAUUCUUCAGUAUCACCGUCGCUACCUUCUUCUCCAGUACAACUACUACCACCGCAGCUACCGCAACUACCUACUCCAAGGACACUUGAAGAGGAAUUUACAACCUCAAUAACUACAAAAGUGGAAGAAGCAGAUAAUCAACAUUUCAAAGAGAAACGUAGUCCUGUUUCGAAAACUAAACUCGGAAGCAUUAGUGUUCCAAAUCUUUUAUCUUUGAAUGAAUUAGAUUUGAGUGCAGAAUAUGAAAUGUUAAUGAAGCAAAAAUUACAACAACACAAAUAUAGUGGUCCAGGUCAAAGAAAAACUAGUGUAAUGUUUGAAGAACAGGAAAAAGGUUUUAAGACUACAAUGAAAAAAACGAUGAGAAAAACGUCGACAUUUUUCAGAAAACUUGGUGGAAAUAAGCCACAUUCCGAUCAAAAUGGUCGACACUCUAUUCCAAAUUUCCACGACACAGAAUCGAAUGAAAAGAGCGACAUACCCAGAUUAACGCUUAAUAAUAGUAGCGGGAUUAGUGGUCAUGAUUACUACGAUGAGGAUAGAAUGAGAUCAUAUUCUGAUAAUGAAGAUUUGGAUUAUGAGACAAGUGGAGAUGAUGGAGAAAUUGAUGAAAAUGAUAUACUACAGGAAACAUUUAAAGACUUUGCCAUAUUUAAGACAUUUGAGUUUGAUGCUGCUCGUCGACGUAAUGCAUUUUAUCGUAAUUCAUUAUUGGGCGCAAACAAGAGUGUACCCGAAAAUCUUGGGCGAGAUUAUGCCUUUUUCGACAAUAAUUUAAAUACGGACAAUGACUCAAAAUUGUUAACGAAUUUUCUGGAACCAGAUGAUAAUCGAGCAAUUAGAGGAAAAACUUUUAGCUUACCUCCUAUGGUGAAUAUUAGUAGUGAUAUAAUAAUGAAAAUAGACAAAUUGAAUGAUAAUCCCAAUACGAGUGGUCUUAGUAGUCUCGGAACGAAAUCAAUAAAACCACUCCCGCCAAUAAAAGUGCAGGAAAAUUCUUCAACCGAAACAACCAAAGAAGUAUAUACAGGAGGAGGGGGACAACCAACAUCCUCGUUAAGAAAUUCUUCUGAAAGAGAAUCGAUAUUCGUUAAGAGUGGAUUUCAGAGACAAGAUGCUAACGACACAGGUACGGAAUUAGUAGUAGGUCCCAGUCCUACAAUACCUAAGAGACCAAAUAAAAAAUUGCCAGAUUUACCAAAAACCAAGCAAAUCGUUAAUCAGCCAUCGGCGUAUUGUUCACCACAUACGCGACAAGCCUCCAGCAUCGCUAGCUCUUCUUAUGAAACAGCUAGCGGAUCUACAGGAACAUUGCAUACUGCUCCCCCUUCCCCGAUUGCAAGUGAAGAUUUUGCCGAUAAUAACCAAAUUACCCGCUGUAUAAGUAACACUAUCUCUUCAGAUUCAACUUUUGCUACCACUUCUCCUUGUCCUCCUCAUGUUCAGCAAUUACCAUCAUCGUCUCCUCUACCUGAAGUGCUUGAGAAAAAUGAGGAUGAAGUAGCAUGGGCUGAUGCAAGGAUUGCGGCGCAAAGAUGUUAUGAAGAAGAUCAAACAUUCAAGUUAAAAGAACAAAUUGCCGAAUUUUUAGGCGGAAAUAAAAUCGCAAAUGUUCGAACAUUAAAGUGCUAUAUGGAGUACUAUAAUUUUCACGAUAAACGAAUUGAUGUUGCAUUUCGACAACUUUGUGCUCGAUUAUACAUAAAGGGUGAAGCACAGCAGGUGGAUCGAAUUUUGGAAGCAUUUUCCCGCAGGUAUUGGGAAUGCAACCAAUUUCAUCCUAAAUAUUCCUCAUUAGCAAAUGUCGUUCACGCUAUUUCAUAUGCACUUCUUUUACUUAACACUGACCUUCAUAUUGCCCAAGGCAUCACUCGGAUGUCUCGCUCACAAUUCGUCAAAAAUACAAUGCAUACAGUUCAUUCACAAAUAUCACUUAUACCCCCAUCCACACCAAUCACACCAAUUAGCAAUAAUUCUAGUGCUAUCGAAUGUGACGAUGAUUCAAUGUCAAUAGAAACUAACACGACAGUAGUUCGACCCCCACGACGUAGUGAUAGUCUCAAAAGCUGGACAAGCAAUCCAGGUGGCGGACUGUCGGCUGUUUCUUUCAUGAAUGCUUUUAAUAAUUCAGGCUUUAGCAGUCCUCCUAUUUAUUCACGACAAUGGGACGCAGAAUUGGAGAAUCUAUUAAAAGCUGUUUAUAAUUCAAUCAAAGCCAAUCAAAUAUUACAGCCUUUAUUGUCAUCAAUAGAAAAGGGAACUUCCUCAGAAACUACAUCACCUUCGCCAACUAUUCGACUUAAAAGAAGUGAAAGUCAUUUAGGUCAUCCUCAUAGAUUAAACGUCAGUUUAAGAGAAAAUCUAAAACGGCGCUCAAUGAAAACAGAGAGAAAUUCACCCAGUCCUAGUUUAGGGAGUGGUGGGAGUGACAUAAGUCUCGGGACUACCGUGAACCAUCGAAGCAGCACUGUAACUCUAGGAUCCAAUAAUACAUUACAUCAGCAGUCAUUUGAAAAUAUAUCGACCAUUUCCGAGAAAAACAAAGAGCGAGAUGAUAGUGAUAAUAUUUCACUUGAUUCAAAUUCAACAACUGAAUCUUUACAAUUAUACUUGUCUGGUGCUCCAUAUGCCAAGGAAGGAAAUCUCGUUAGAAAACAUUAUUUGGAAUCAACGAAUAAACGAGCAAAGGAUAAAACUUGGAAAGAAUGCUUUGUAGUGGUUGAGAAUGGCGAGAUUAAAAUGUUCAAGUUUGAUAAUCAUCAUAAUAGUAAUAAUGUAGGUGGAGAUGGCACUGUCGGUGGCGGAAAUUGGAUGGCCAAUGCAACUCUUUUGGGUGAAGUUAAUUUACGACAUUCAAUAACCAAUUCACUUCCUCCACCCGGAUAUAACAGAGAUCGACCUUUCGUAUUUGCUCUAUCAUUACCAAAUGGUGGUCUAUAUCUAUUCCAAGCUGGUACCCCAGAACAUGUGGCGGAAUGGGUAGCAACUUGUAAUUACUGGGCCGCGAUGAUGAGCAAAGAACCAUUGUCGGGUGGUGUUAGCAAUAUGGAAUAUGGAUGGAAUAGAUGCAUAGAUUCAUCAACUUCUUCAUUCGACAUUGUCGAAGAUUGGGAAGAUCAUCGUAGUGUAUUGAGUGCCGGUUCAUAUGUAACACAUAAUGAUCGAGUAAAUAUUAAUGAAUGGAAAGCACCGAUGCCUACAAUGGUAUCUAGUGGAUUUAAAGAGGAUAAGCAACUGGCUGCACUCAAAAAAUACAUAACGGAUUUGGAAAAUGAGCUAGAGGCACACAAAACUUAUCGAGAACCCAUGACUAGACUGUAUCAUCCACGAUCUUCAAACUACACUAAAGCCUUUGCUAAUUGGGAAAAGAAAUCUCAAUGGUUACUUUAUGAAAUAGUUAAAUAUACAACUUAUAUUGAAUCGCUCGAGAAUUCUGUCAUUAUUCGUGCUCGAAAGCGUAAAGAAAGAGAAAAAACAAAGAAUGCCGAUUUACAUAAUAAAGAAGAAAGUGCUCCAUCUUCACCAUUACCCACAAUCACAACCACGAUCACCGAAGAAGAUCAAAAAAUAGAAAAAAAGCGUGCUGAAUUUCGACAAUCAAUUCGAUUACUGCGGCAUCGUGCCACAUGGACACCAGGUGAUGAAGGUUUCUCCUUAAAUUUACCCAAAGAACUUUUAUAUGAAGAAGCAGACGAUGAAGAGGAUGACGCUGAUGGCGAAGAAGUUGUAACAAACUCUGAAACAUCAUCAAGAAUUCAUCACGCUGGAUCAUCUGGGAAACUUCGUUCAGCUACUUAUCCACAAUUUUUCAAAGAUCUCACGAUACAAGAGGAUCAGAAAUUGGAGAAUUUUUUGCAUGAAGAUGGUGUUAGUAAUGAUAAUGUUAAUAAUAAUGAUAAUCAGGCCGAUUUUGCUCACUACGAGUCAGGUCAAAGAUGGGUAGAUCGUUUUCGAAACUAG
Molecule: messenger RNA, 4194 nt
Organism: Ambispora gerdemannii
Lineage: Eukaryota; Fungi; Glomeromycota; Glomeromycetes; Archaeosporales; Ambisporaceae
Source: the annotation of a GenBank genome assembly